AUGUCAGAUGAUUCAUCAUAUAUACUAAAUCUGUCAUCUGUUAAUGAAAGUACAAUUAAUUUAAAUGAUGAUUUACCAAUUGGUUCUGAACAUUCUUCAAAUAUAAUAGAACAAUCUCCUUCAUUCAAUCAUAAUAAUAAUUAUAACAACAAUAAUAAUAAUAAUCAUCUACGAGUUCAUAGAAGAACUGAAUCAACAAAUUCAUUUAUUAAAAAUAGAAGAAGUAUAGAUAAUGAAAGUUAUGUACUGUCAGGUACAUUAUUUACAUUUGAUGAAAAUAGAAAUGAUACAGCAUAUUCACCAUUAGGACCAAAUUCAAUAUAUGAAUUAACAAUUGGAUCAGAUACAGCAAGAGCAAGAAGAAAUAGAAUUCCUAAAACAUCUGUUACAUUAAAUGGAGGUACUACAACUAUAUAUAACAUUAACACUCCAACAUCAAAAGAUAUACCACAAAUUCAAUUAGAAAAAUUAAACUUAAAAGUAUCAAAUCAAGAAUUAGAAGCAAAAUUUGUAAAUGAUAUAGCAAAAGAAUAUAAGAAAUUUGAAGAUAGUCAUAAAAAAUUAACUGAGGAUUCAUUAAGAAAAUUAUCACAACCAUCAGCACAAGGAGAAUUAUCGACUUCAUCAUCAAUUGAAAAUUUUCAAAAUAUAGAACCGUUGUUAAAUGAAGUUCCUGAUAUAUUUCUUGAUCCUGAUUUCAAACUAGAUGAUCCAAGAACAUUUAAAAAAGUAUUGGAAAAUUCAAAUCUUAAAUAUGAACAAGAUCAUAUUAUAAAUGAUACAGAUUUACAAGAAAAAUUUUCACAUUAUUUAGAUCUUGUUGAAAUGAAUUUAAUUGCAGAAAUUGAAAAAUCUUCUGAUUCAUUUUUUGAUACUAUUGGAGAUAUAGAAAAUAUUCAAAAAAAAUCAGAUAAUUGUGUAAAUGAUUAUCAAAAUAUUAUUAAAAAAUUAAAUCAUCUUGAACAAAAUCAAGCAAAACAAGGUUUAAGAAUAUUGGAUAAAAUGAUUGAAAAAAGGAAUGUUGAGGCUUUGGAAAUAACUACUAUACAAUUACAAUAUAUAACUUCGAUUUUCCAAUUGGCAAAUUUAUCAUUUCAUCAUAAUGAUUAUUUCAAAUGUUUGAAUCAAAUUGUGGCCGUCGAAAGCUUAAUUCAUGGAGUGCAUUAUGAUGAAAUAAUUGAUGAAGAUGUGAAAAACCUUUAUCCCAAAUUAACAGUCAUUAAUUUGAGUAAUUUACCUGCUUUAAUACACUUAAUAAAUGAUUUACAAACAUUGAAAACUAACUGCUCAAGAAAAUAUAUACAUGAUUUUAUUGAUUUAUUACUUCAAGAUUUGAGUUCUCAUUAUAAAUCUGUUCCUACAAAAGAUACAUUGAAUAGAAUGUAUGUGAAUAAAGACAAGUCAAGAAAAUAUGCAUCAAAACCAAUUAAUACAUCUUUCAGGAACUUAGAUCCAACAUUUCAAUCAAAAUUACAAGAAUACGUAUCUAACCUUAUAAAGGCUGGAAAUUUAAUUAAUGCAUAUACACUUUAUCAAAAUAGAUUCAUCGGUGAAAUUAAAGAAAUUAUUAAACUGAAUAUACCAACAACUCAAAAAAUUGAUGAUUUAGACUCUGAAACUUCACCAACACCUCCAGAUUCUGCUACCACAACAACCACCAUAACAUCAAAUGCAUUAGGUACUAAUAUAAAAGUACUAACACCAAAAGAAUUUGAAGCAAUGCUUUCGAAAACUUAUGCACAAUUAUCUGAAUGUUUAAGAAGGCUAACGGUUCAUCAAAAAUUAUUAUUAGAUAUUGCAUUGAAAACGAUACCACCUACUUCAAAUAUCAACAUAAUGUCAUUAGAUAUCACAAAAGCAAUUCACAAAGCGAUUGAAUUGACUCAAAUUAGGUUGAGAAAAGUUAUAAGUGUACGACUGGAGCAAACUGCUGAUUUACCAAUUCAAUUAUACUUAAGAUUAUUUUCUAUAACAUCAGCAUAUUUACAAGAAUGUGAAUUAAUAAAUCCAGCUUUUGAAUCAAGUGGAGCAGUUGGUGAUUUAAAAGCAUGGUUUCAAGAUCAUACGGUUUAUUUUAUACAUAGAAUUCAUGUUAAUUCAUCUAAGCUGAUGGCAUUAAGUUGUUCAAGAGAAACUUGGAAAAUUAUGGACGAUCCUGAAAUUUUGGGGCCUGUUCAAGUUUCAUUAAAUGAAAUUAUAGAAUACUCAGAGUACCAAAAAACAAAUGGUUCAAGAGGAUUUUCUGGUAGUGACUGGCUAAACUCAAAUGAUUUUUAUCAAGAUGAUAAAGACAUAGUUGACGAGCAACCACAAAUUACUACGAAUAAACUUAUAAUUGAUGAUAAUGAAUUCAUCAUCCCCAAUUUAGCAGUAAUAACUGUUAACCAUAUUAAAAAUUACAUUAUUGCAUCAAAAGCAUUUCCUAAUUAUUCAACAACUAUUGAGAACAAUUUAUUAAAUUAUUUUAAAGAAUUAAAUUCAAAAACAUCUCAAGCAGUUUUGGGUGCAGGAGCUACAAGAACUGCGGGAUUAAAACAUAUAACAACUAAACAUUUAGCAAUAUGUAUUAGAUUUAUUGAAUUUAAUAUUUCAUUUUUACAAAAUUUGCAACAUAUUUUCAAAGAUGAACGUACUGAAGAUCAAAUUUCAUUUACUAAAAUGAUAAGCAACUACAAGGAUCAUGAAACUGAAUUAUUUGCCAAAAUUAUUACUAUUAUGCAAGAAAGAACAAUUGCUAGUUGUAAUAAAUUACCAAAUAUCAAUUGGUCGGAACCAGUUAAACAUCCACUUCAUUGUCAUCAAUAUAUGGAAAAUCUUGUUAAAGAUACUUCAACUGUUGCUAAAACUUUAAUGAAAUAUUUACCAGAAUUAAAAUAUUCUUUAAUUUUACUGCAAAUUUUUGAUAGUUACAAGAGAUUAUUUGUUGAAAGUUAUUGUACAAAAUUGCCCACAUUUAAAGAUUUUAAUGAAAAACAUAAUGUAUUGAAAGAUGUUGAUUAUUUUAGAGUAAAAUUAAGUGAAUUUCCAGGUUAUGGUAAUUCAGGAUUAGUUAUUUGGGAAAAUGUUAAUUCAAUGCCGACUGUUGAAGAUAUUGAAAUGGAAGAAAAAAUGAGAAAAAAUGUAAAUUUAGAACAAAAAGAAGUUACAACACCAGUAGCUGCAGAAGUUUCAGCUAAAUCUCAAAAUACUUUUCAAAAAUUGGUAUCAUCUGCAAGAAGUUCAUUUGAGAAAAGUAAUACUCCUAAAGCAGAAGAAGUAGAAAAAGUAUUGAAUGAAGUAGUAGGUGAACCAGCAACUGAAAACAAUGUUUUAUUUGAUUCUGAAAAUAUACAAGAAACAAUUGCGGACCAAAAAGUUGAAAAAGAUCUUCCUGAAAUCAAAAAUGACCAAAGUGAGGUUAUUGAGAACGGUAAUAAACCUAAAGUAGGGAAUAUCCAAAACGGUUCAAAUGAGUCAGAAACAUCAGAAGCUAUAAAUAUUAACAAUGGUCACCAUUCCAUUUCUGCAGACGAAAACAAAAAUGGUAAUCCGGAGAAUGAACAAGAUAUUAAAGAAUUACCAGAAGAAACUGUUGCUCAUGAAAGUGAAUCAAAUGGUGCUCAAAUUGUUGAUGAAAGAGAUGGAAUAGCUCAAAUGGUAAAUAAAGAAGAAUCCUCAAUAGCUAAUGAAGAAGUGGUGAAUGAUAAAGAUGAAACAACUAACGAAGAACCAAAAAAACUUGAAAAUAAUACAAAAGAACGUGAAGGUGAAACAAAAGAUACAGAAGAGAAAUUGAAAGAAGAUGAACUUGAGUCAACAGAAAGUUUAGAAGAUGAAGUACUGACAAAAGAAAAUGAGAAAGAUCUACAAGAAAAUGUAAAUGAAAAACAGGAAGUUCAAGAAGAAACCAAGAAUGAUUCAGAACAAGAUAAAGAGUCUUUAAAUGACAUCGUAGAAAAACAAGCCACUACUGAAAAUCAAGAAUCGUAUGAUAACAAGGAUGAGCCAGCAGUUGUCGAGGAAGAUACAGAUCUUGCAAAGGAUGCAUUAAUGGAAGAAGCUCAAGAAGAAGAAUCACAAAUAACUAAAAAAGAUUCAAAAAACGAAACAGAAAAAUCAGAUGGUGAUCAAACUCAAGAAGUAAAUGAAAAGGGAGAAGCUGAAUCGAUAUCAAAAGAGUCAGAAACUUCACUCAAUGAUGAAAAUGAGAUUACUUCACCGUCAGAUAUCACCGAAACAACAAACAAUAAAAACAACAACAACAACGAAACACUGACAUCUAACAAGUCCAAAAAUCAAAAGAAGAAGAAUAAGAAAAAGAACAAGAAAAAAUAA
This is a messenger RNA of Lodderomyces jiufengensis, 4314 nucleotides long. RefSeq lists its product as uncharacterized. Gene Ontology annotation, biological process: Golgi to vacuole transport; retrograde transport, endosome to Golgi. Gene Ontology annotation, cellular component: GARP complex. Bases 1 to 4314 code for a protein of 1437 amino acids. NCBI's taxonomy places the organism in Eukaryota, Fungi, Ascomycota, Pichiomycetes, Serinales, Debaryomycetaceae. The record is from RefSeq and is a predicted model, not a curated record. Gene Ontology annotation, molecular function: syntaxin binding. The transcript has a single exon.